Molecule: messenger RNA, 4296 nt
Organism: Microtus ochrogaster (prairie vole)
Lineage: Eukaryota; Metazoa; Chordata; Mammalia; Rodentia; Cricetidae
Gene: Myom3
Product: myomesin 3
Exons: 35
Coding region: 1-4182 (1393 amino acids)
Molecular function (GO): protein binding
Source: RefSeq, a predicted model, not a curated record
AUGACUCUGCCCCACAGUCCUGGAAAUGCCGGGGAACCUCAAGCCUCGCAGGCCGUGCAGGUCCACAGACUGGAACACAGGCAGGAGGAGGAGCAGAGAGAGGAGCGGCAGCACAGCCUGCACAUGGGUUCUUCUGUGCAGAGGCGGACCUACCGCAGCAGUGAGGAGGAACAGCAGUUCAGCUCCGAAGACUAUGCCCUAGCUGCUGCCCUGGCCCUGACAGCCUCCUCGGAGUUAUCCUGGGAAGCUAAGCUGAGGCGCCAGACCACCACAGUGGAGCUGGAGGAGCGUGGACAGAAGCGGGUGGGCUUUGGCAAUGACUUGGAGCGGAUGGAGAUGGCCUUCCUCCGGACCCAGAGGCUGCUGCGCCAGAGACGCGACUGGAAGGCUCUGCGUCAUCGGACAGAGGAGAAGGUCCGGGAGGCCAAGGAGCUGAUUGAACUGUGCUCUGGCCGGGGCCCUUGGUUCUGGAUCCCGCUUCGUUCGCAUGCCAUCUGGGAGCACACCACCGUACUGCUGACCUGCACCGUCCAGGGUUCACCUCCGUUCCAGGUCACCUGGUACAAGAAUGACAUCCGGAUCGAUCCCCGCCUCUUUCCACCCGGAAAGUACCGAAUCACCAACAACUACGGGCUGCUGACCCUGGAAAUCAGGAGAUGCGUGGUUGAAGACUCAGGCACCUACACUGUGCUGGUGAAGAAUGCCUACGGUCAGGCCUCUUCCUUCGCCAAAGUCCUCAUCCGAUCUUACCUUGAGAAAGAUGCCGGCUUCGAUUCAGACAUCUUUAAACGAUCUAUGUUCGGCCCAAGCGUGGAGUUUACAUCAGUGUUGAAGCCCAUCUUUGCCCGAGAGAAAGAGCCCUUCUCCCUGACCUGUUUGUUCUCGGACGAUGUGUUAGAAGCCGAGCAGAGAAUCCAGUGGUUCAGAGACGGCAGGCUCCUGAGAUCUUCAACACGCAGGCAGAUACUCUAUGCAGACCGCCAGGCAUUCGUGAAGGUGUCCUGUGCCUACAAGGAGGAUGAGGGGCUCUACACGGUCCGAGUCUCCUCCCCCUUUGGGCCGCAGGAGCAGAGUGCUUAUGUCUUUAUAAGAGAUGCUGCAGCUGAGAAGCCAGGAGCACCAGGCUCCCCGCUAAGUGUCCGGUGCCUGAAUGUGCAUAGAGACUGCCUGACCCUGACCUGGGCCCCACCCAGUGACACCCGGGGUAGCAUCAUCACUGGCUACUCCAUCGAGCUGUGCAAGGGUGAUUCAGAGGAGUGGGUGCCCUGCCAUAAGGCCCCUGGGGGAACCUGUCGGUGCCCAAUCCAAGGCCUCACUGAAGGACAGAGCUAUCGAUUCCGUGUGCGCGCCAUCAGCAAGGCCGGCAGCAGUCUCCCUUCCAAGCCUUCAGAAGUAGUUGUCAUGGGUGACCAUGAUGCAAUCCAGAGGAAGACAGAGAUUCCCUUUGACCUGGGCAGCAAGAUCACCAUCAGCAAGAGUGAUUUCGAAGAUGCUGUGACCAUUCCCUCAGCCCCAACCAAUGUCCACGCCAGCGAGAUCAGAGAGGCCUACGCAGUUCUGAGCUGGGAGGAGCCACGUCCCCGCGGCAGAGCCCCACUGACUUACUCUCUGGAAAAGUCCAUCAUAGGCAGUGGAACCUGGGAGGCCAUCAGCUCAGAGACACCCAUCAAGUCCCCGAGAUUCGCCCUCCUGGACUUGGAGAAGGGGAAAUCGUAUGUCUUCAGAGUGCGAGCCUUGAACCAGUAUGGCAUGAGCGAUCCCUCAGAACCCAGCGAGCCCAUUGCCCUGAAGGGCAAGCCAGUGACCCUCCCUCCUCCAGCUCAAGUCCAAGCUUUCAGAGACACGCAGACCUCUGUCUCCCUUACCUGGGAGCCUGUGGAGGGCGGCACAGAACUCCUGGGUUAUUACAUCUACUCCCGGGAAGCAGGGGCAUCAGAGUGGCAAACAGUGAACAACAAGCCCAUCCUGGACACCAAGUUCUCGGUUCCGGGACUGAGGACCGGAAAGGAGUAUGAAUUUUGCAUCAGGUCGGUCAGCGAGGCUGGGGUUGGCGAGAGUUCGGCUGUGACACAACCCAUCAGGGUCAAGCAGGCUCUGGCUACCCCAUCGGCCCCGUAUGACUUUGCACUCCUCUCCUGCGGAAAGAACGAAAUGGUCAUUGGCUGGAAACCCCCCAAGCGGCGGGGAGGUGGCAAGAUCCUGGGCUACUUCAUGGACCAGCAUGAUUCGGAGGAGUCAGACUGGCACCCAGUCAACCAUCAGCCCAUCCCAAGCCGGGUGUGCAAGGUCACCAACCUUCACGAAGGCCAUUUCUAUGAGUUCCGAGCCCGGGCAGUGAACUGGGCAGGUACUGGUGAGCUGUCGGCCCCCAGCAGCCUGUUUGAGUGUAAAGAGUGGACCAUGCCCGAGCCAGGCCCGCCAUAUGAUGUGAGGGUGUCUGAGGUGAAGGCCACCUCAGUGAUGCUGCAGUGGGAACCCCCACUGUAUAUAGGAGUCGGGCCAGUCACAGGCUACCGAGUCAGCUUCCAGGAGAAAGGCUCUGAGGAGUGGAAGCCUGUCACCCCAGACGUCACCUCUGGCACCCAUCUCAGGGUGUCUGACUUGCAGCCAGGAAAGCAAUACAUGUUCCAGAUCCAGGCCGUGAACUCAGCUGGUCUAGGACAACCAUCAGUCCCCACUGACCCUGUGCUCCUGGAAGACAAGCCAGAUGCACGGGAGAUCGAAGUUGGUGUGGACGAAGAGGGCCGUAUCUACUUGGCUUUCGAAGCCCCCGAAGCUCCUGACUUCUCUGAGUUUCAGUGGUCAAAGGAUUACAAGGGUCCACCUGACCCACAGAGGGUGGAGGUGGAGGACGAAAUUACCAAGUCCAAGGUCAUCUUGAAAGAACCUGACCUUCAGGACUUAGGUGUUUACUCAGUGGUGGUCCCCGAUGCUGAUGAAGACACCUCUGCAAGCCACACACUGACAGAGGAAGAGUUGAACAAGCUGAAGAAGUUGAGUCAUGAGAUCAGAAACCCAGUCGUCAAGCUGAUCUCUGGCUGGAAUGUAGACAUCCUCGAGCAAGGCGAGGUGCGGCUCUGGCUGGAGGUGGAGAAGCUGUCACCGGCCGCGGAGUUGCACCUCAUCUUCAAUGAGAAGGAGAUCUUCAGCUCACCGGUAAAUGAGUUUGACAAGCUGCUAAGGAAGGCAGACGCAACGAGAAGAGACUGGAAGCGAAAGCAGGGUCCCUAUUUCCAGGAGCCUUUGAAGUGGAAAGUCACCGAGGACUGCCAAGUGCUUCUGACGUGCAAGGUGACCAACACCAAGAAGGAGACUCGUUUUCAGUGGUUCUUCCAAAAAAAAGACGCCCCCAGUGGGCAGUACGACCCGCAGACAGGAGCCGGACUUCUCUGCAUUGAAGCGUUUUCCAAAGAAGACCAGGGACUCUACAGAGCAGUGGUGUCUGACGACAGAGGGGAAGAUGACACCAUCCUGGACCUCACGGGGGAAGGCCUGGACGCUGUCCUCACUGAGCUGGGCAGGAUUGGUGCUCUCUCGGCAACCCCACUGAAAAUCCAGGGGACUGAAGAGGGGAUCCGGCUCUUCAGCAAGGUCAAAUUCUACCAUAUGGAGUACAUGAAGACCACUUGGUUCCACAAAGACAAGCGUCUGGAGAGUGGUGACCGGGUGCGGGCGGGCACCACCCUGGAUGAGAUCUGGCUCCACAUCCUGGACCCCAAGGACUCAGACAAGGGCAAAUACACCCUGGAGAUAACUGCCGGGAAGGAAGCCCGGCAGCUCUCAGCAGAUCUGUCUGGGCAAGCUUUUGAUGACGCCCUGGCAGAGCACCAGAGACUGAAGGCCUUGGCUGUCAUUGAGAAGAAUCGGGCCAAGGUGGUGAGGGGCCUGCCAGAUGUGGCCACCAUCAUGGAAGAUAAGACCCUGUGCCUGACCUGCGUCAUCUCAGGAGACCCAUCCCCUGAAAUCUCUUGGCUAAAGAAUGACCAGCCUGUCUCCUUCCUUGACCGGUACCACAUGGAGGUGAAGGGUACUGAGGUCACCAUCACCAUUGAAAAGGUCACCAGUGAAGACAGCGGGCGCUAUGGAAUCUUUGUCAAGAACAAGUAUGGCUCAGAAACAGGCCAGGUCACCAUCAGCGUGUUCAAACACGGGGAAGAGCCCAAGGAGCUGAAGAAGAUGUAAUGGGAGUGACCAGGGCCAGUCUGAGAUCCACCUGCCAUGGACCAGCAAGCCAGCCAGUGGGUCAUAACUUAGCACAGCCUAUGGGGUGGCACAGGGGAAGGGACAAGGACAUAA